Messenger RNA from Neocloeon triangulifer, 1231 nucleotides. RefSeq names its product probable serine/threonine-protein kinase DDB_G0272254. Bases 86 to 889 code for a protein of 267 amino acids. The record is from RefSeq and is a predicted model, not a curated record. NCBI's taxonomy places the organism in Eukaryota, Metazoa, Arthropoda, Insecta, Ephemeroptera, Baetidae. The transcript has 4 exons.
UAAAGUCAAAACUGACCAGUUAUGCUGGCUCAGUUUAGUACAUUGUGACUCUUGUAGAGUUCUUAAUUUUAAUUUUACGCCAGCCAUGAAAUCUUACUUGCGCAUAGUUCUGGUUGCUAUCAUAGCUCUGCAUUGGGUGGACAGCCGAGAUAAUUCCCGAAUAACAACAACAAACUUCAGCAACGUACGUGGUCUUGAAGAGUGUCCUUUCAGCAAUGAAAUCCCUUGUCCAGCGGGGCUUACCAAUUGGUCUUGCUUCUGUAAAACUCUUGAGCCAGAAAAGGGACGAUUAAUUUUUAGAAACUGCAAUGGCGGAGAAACUAAAUCUUGCCCGCCGCCAAUAAAUCCUGUGUUCCCAGGCAGCGCAACUCAACCAUCUAGAGAGUCAAAAAUUCAAAGUUCAGGGUCCCAUAAUCGUCCUCCUUCAAACUUUCCUCCCCAGGGUGGAGCAAACAACGGAGACGACCAUUUCAACAACAAUAAUUGGAACGGAAAUAGCAAUUUAAACAACAAUUGGGACAAUGGCAAUCCAGAAACAUUUCCCGGCACCGACAACCGUCCUUUCAGCGGCGGCCAUCAAGGAGGAGGCCACUUCAACCCUUCGUUGCCGCAGAUCGGCAAAAGCACCACUCCGCCGCCAAGAGUGAAACUUCCGGCUAGCUCGUGCCCCAAACCUGUUGGUCUGAUCGUGGGGCUGAUUUUCCUUGGCGUGAUUGCACUGGCGUUGCUCGUAGCCUUGCUGGUGGUGGUUCGGAAAUACAAGCAAGCGCUUCAGCAGGUCAUCCAGAUGAACGAGCUCUACUCAGUCAUGGGCUUGGACAAAAGCAAGACGCUCCCGCAAGCAGACAAAGUCAUAAGCUUGAGGAAAAUAAAAUCACGCCCAUUGUGAGAUAAAGGAAGAAAAACAGUAAAAUCAGGAAAAAAAAAUUUAAUAUAUAUUUUUAAGUAGUUUCUGAAUGAUAAUCAUUUAUAAAUAUUUUAAAGAAAAAUUUAAGAAAUAUUUUAAUCUUUAAAAAUUUAAUAUGCAACUAAAAAUAAUUUUAACAAGAAAACUACAUCAAUUGCUAUUCUUUUAAUAUUAAUUGAGAAUCGUAAUAAUUUUAUUUUUAAAGGUAAUCAGAGUAUGAAAAUUCGGAAAAUUUCAAAAUUGGAUUUUCUCAAUUACUGUAUAAUAUGAAAUUUCUUCCGUAUUUUACAGAAGUCCAUAAAAUAUAAAAUUUUGGUAUACCUA